Molecule: messenger RNA, 3866 nt
Organism: Archocentrus centrarchus (flier cichlid)
Lineage: Eukaryota; Metazoa; Chordata; Actinopteri; Cichliformes; Cichlidae
Gene: rnf216
Product: ring finger protein 216
Exons: 17
Coding region: 196-3552 (1118 amino acids)
Molecular function (GO): zinc ion binding
Source: RefSeq, a predicted model, not a curated record
CGUGGUUAAUGGGGGUUUUAACGUCCUGACGUUACUGCUGUUCUUGUUUUGGCAGUUUGUUUCGUUAUUCACGGUUUGUCAGUUGACCAAGAAGGCGUAUUAUACCCGAGAUCCCAGACGGAGCUGAGAUGGUACUGAUUGAGCAGUGAUUGCGUACGUGGGCUGAUUCAGGGAGCUGCUAAGUGUAGUUUCACAAUGGCAGAUGGAGGCAGCGAUGAUGACGUCAUUCACCUGGUAAGCUUCAACGUCCAUCGAAGCCAAGGCUCGCGUGCCCAUCCAAGAGAGCUCAUCACCAUUUCUGAUGACUCGGAUGAGGAGCCUGUGACUCUUGUACCCGGCAGUCCUGUUUUAGUGCCGGACGAUGCAGAUGAUGACGACGUUAGCAUACUGGAGCCGCUAACUCCUGCACGUAGACAUGUGAUCCGCCCAGCAGCAAAAUGGAGCGGCGCCUCGGACAACUCGGUUCAAGUUGUUGGUCUAAGCAGUGCACCUUCAGGGGUUUCCAAACGGGACCCUGACCCUGCCUCUGUCCCCUCUACCUCGAGAGAUGCCAAAGCCACCAUGGCUCCCCAACCAGCCAUACAAGUGCAGACACCGGCACACUCGAGCACAUUUGGAAACACACUGCCACAACCUGGCCCUUCAUCACUGUCCCAGCCAAAACUGACCACAAACUCACAGCAGCAUGAAGGUACGUUGGCACACACAAACGCGGAGCUCCAUGCAGUUUCUUCUGCCCACACCCCAUCUACCUCCACACAUGCCAAGGCCAACACCAUCUCAUCCAGAAUAAAAGUAGAAGCACUUCUCCAGCCUCAGCCUAGCACAUCUGGACUCUCGCAGCUACAAGCUGGCUCCUCAGCACAGUUACCGGUGGAGCGUCAGGCUAGUGCCUCUGCCAGUGCCACGAGCUAUAUUUGUGCAGCUGCAGUGGCUGCAUCAAGUUCUUCUACAAAAACUCAAGAAAAGGCUAGUACAAGUAGCCUUACACAAGACAAUCCUCAGGCCAGUACGUCAUCCGCACAUUCUCGGUCUCACAUAUGGACACAGCCUCAGCCUGGUAGUUCUUCACGGUUCCAGUCUGCUGGAACAGCAUCAGUGCGGCCCCGCCUCAUCCAGUUGAAGGAGGUAAAGCUAGUUGUUCUUCCGCAACAGCCAACCCAAGCUUCAGCUCUAAUAACCCAGCCCCAGUCGCAGCUUGGGCGCCAGGGUCUGCUUCAGCCUGUGGCAGUCAGUCGAAUGCAGGGCAAUCUCAUUCAGAUUGAGCCACAACCACUGGCUCAGGCCCCUGCCCAGUCUGCGAUCCAGCCUCCUCAAGCUCCUCAGGUUAUACCAGUGAUCCCCCCUGCAGUUCUAAUAGCUGCAGCCCCAGAGAGACUAGGUCAUCCAGAGGCAGGCCACCGGAUCAUCCUGGGGAGCCAGGCACCCGAGAAUGCCGUUCCAAACCCUCCAGCACAGGCUGGUCCCUCGGAUAUGGUUCAGCCAGCCAGCGGCCUUAACAUCAGGGUACCUAAUGUGAACUGUAACCGUCCUGCUACUCUGGCUCCUACAGCUUCAGUCCCCCACAACAGAGGAGAAGAGCAUCUUAUUCUGGCCCCGAACCCAGGAAGAGUCAAUCCAGCCCCAGUUCUGGUAGUAGUGCCCCCUGCACCAGAGGACAUUCCCCAGAUAGAGGAUGCAAGGCCUGGACCCUCUGCACAACAGGAUAGACCAGAGCACCAGCCUCAUGUUAGAGCCCUUAUCAGUCGUGUUCUGGAUUUACUCCCGGACGUCCAAGAAACCUAUGUAGCAGAACUGAUCCAAAAGAAUAAUGUGAAAGACUUGAAUGUUAUCUGUAACCUGCUGUUGGAGAAUCCAGAUUAUCCGAGGAAAGAGACAGCAGCAGCUGCAGCAGCACCCACCAGCAUCCUACUGGAGUCUGGAGACACCCAAAAUGAGGUGACUGAGGACUUGUUUGACUAUGCCAAGCUGGGCACGGUGGGACCCGAAGUUGUGAUGCAGGCCGCUGACCUGCUCAUGGCCGAUUUCAGGAUGCUCAGCUGUCAGGACAUCAAAUGGGCCCUCAACGCCCUGAAGGGACACUAUGCAAUCACACGCAAGGCCUUAUGUGAAGCUCUGAAGAAGUGGCAAGAGUCAGGGGACCCGUCGGGAAAGAGACGACGGAGCAGGACCUCCUUGGAGCGCUGCUACAUCGAUUUCCAUUUUGAGCAUGGUUCGGUGAAGUUUGACAAAAGGAUGUACUUCUUGGAGAAUGACCGUCGUUACUGCAGGACUUACAACAGUCUGGAAGCCUCUGUGCAGAAGGAGCUUACAUUUUAUCAGCAGAAGGCCAAGGAAUGGGCAGAGCAUGAGGACUUCCUCCUUGCUCUUCAGGUCAAUGAAGAUGAGUAUAAAAAGGACGGUCAGCUGAUCGAGUGUGGCUGCUGUUUUGGGGAGUUUGCGUUUGAGAAGAUGACGCAGUGUUCGGACGGUCACCUGUUCUGUAAAGAGUGCCUGGUCAAAUACGCUCAGGAGGCCGUGUUCGGCUCUGGGAAGUCGGACCUGAGCUGCAUGGAGGGGGGCUGCCCGUGCUCCUACCCUGUGUUUGAGCUGGAGAAGGUCCUACCAGAAAAUAUACUGUGUAAAUAUUAUGAGAGGCAGGCGGAGGAGGCAGUUGCUGCUACCUGUGCAGAUGAGUUAGUGAGGUGUCCAUUUUGCAACUUUCCAGCGUUGCUGGACAAAGGCAUGUCUCUGUUUAGCUGUCCCAACCCUCGGUGCCGCAAGGAGAGCUGUCGGAAGUGCCACGUCCAGUGGAAGCAGCAUGUGGGGAAGACGUGUGAGGAGGUCCUGGAGAGGGAUGAGAUCCGCAUGAGAGUGCUCUUUGAGGAGCGUAUGACAGCGGCUCGGGUCAGGAAGUGCGUCAAGUGCGGGACGGGCCUGGUGAAAUCGGAGGGCUGCAACCGGAUGUCGUGCCGCUGUGGCAGCUUCAUGUGCUACCUCUGCCGUGAGCCCAUCACCGGCUACAACCACUUCUGCCAGCACGCCCGGUCUCCCGGCGCUCCCUGCCGCCACUGCCGCAAGUGCUCCCUCUGGACCGACCCCACGCAAGAUGACGAGCGAAUCAUUCAGGAGAUCCAGAAGGAGGGUGAAGCGGAGCUGAAUAAGAAGUGUGCAGAUAAUUCAGGGAAGAGGGUCGGCCCACCCCCAGAGCCCAUUGCAGAUGGCAAGCGGCCCCGUGUUGGUCCACCCCAAGAAAACCCACCCAAUCCUUACCCACUGGCCCCUCCUCACCCCCAGGCGGUACAGGCUCCCCUUUUUGUCCCUCCGCGUCCCCGCUACCCACCUGGGGCUCCGCUCCCGUACCCCCAGGUAAUCAUGCCACGCCUGCGCCCGGCACCCUAUGUGCCCCCACUGCAGCACCUGCCCCCUCUGAACAAUAACAACAACAACAACAACAACCACCACCAUCAGCACCACAACCCUCCUCCCUUCAACCCUCAUCAGCACAACUUGGACGUGAUGGACAUGCCCAUGCACUACGGACCGCCACACCGCUACUACAGACGCUUCUAAUGCUGCGAGAGGAGUGUUUUUCCCGGUGUGACCCAUCUACCCCUGCACACACACACACACACACACACGUGCCCUCACUAGUUUUUCAGUAACAUUUUUCAGGUCUGAUCUUUGUUUCCUUUUAUUGUGCAUUACCUUUUUAAAAUUUUUUUCCAUCAGUUUUCACAGUUCAUGUCUUGAGUUCCCGUUUAUAUUUUUGAGUAAUAAAAAUAUAAAAUAAAAUAAAAAAACUUGUUAGCAUUCCCUUCGGUAUCUUUUGUGUAGCGUGUGAGACUGCAAAGAUUUCUAAUAAAACUUUCUCUUCAUGUUUGUAA